AUGAUUUUUUUAUCAUCACUAAAGUGGGACGCUAAUACACUUCACCGGCUCCUCGAUCUGCAUUGCGCCACAAACAGCGGUUUGGGAGGUCCCAAUUUCUUUGAAAACCUCCCGUUCACUGAUCGUGGAUCUCUUCCAGAGCCGGAGGAGCUAUAUUACUCAGCAGAAAAUCGUGUGUUGGAAAAUCGGAGAAUCUCUAAGACUUUAAAAACCCCUGUUGUCGUGCUUGAGGAAUCUGAAAAUGUGGAAGAGGUUGAAGAUGCAGAAGAGUUGGAUAAAAACGAGGUGGAAAAGGCGAAAAUGGACUCGGAAGAGGUGUUAUCGGCUGAAUCCUCUUCCUGGCACAAAGGCUGUAUAGCUGAACAGCUCUGGGCAGCUCACAGCAACAUUCUCCGAUCGACCGCCGCCUAUGCAGCUAUGAUUCGCGGCGCCGCUCGUUUUGGUGCCGCUGACAGAGCCUGGGAAUUAGCUGAAGAGGCUAUUUCUGCGUCUCAUAAACUUCCUCUUCCUGUGUACAAUGACCUUCUCCGCUGUGCACAUGAAUGCAACAAUACUGAUGAUGUAUGGCCUCGUCUAUGCCAAGGUUUUGAACUCCUCAGGAACGCCAAAUUAUUCCCCAACGUCACUACUUUCACUUUCGCCCUUUACUCUCUCUAUAAGAGCAAUGCCAAAGCAUUAAAAGGCGACAAGUCUCAGGACUAUGCAGAUAAGGCCCUUGGGUUGCUAUCUGAAGCUCGUCGUCUAGGCAUCCAACCCACUCUUGGUCUCUACGCUAAUCUCCUUCGUACCGUCUACAUGUCACGCCAUGCACAAUCUGGAAGAGGUUAUCGCCUGGCUGAGUUGCUAACAGAAAUUCUAACAGAUCUUGAGACUCGCUGUUGGGAGGAGAUAAGUCGAGCCGACGUAUUUAAUAGCACGGAUGAUUACGAUUUUGCCAACACUGCUAUGAUCUGUGCCACUGCUGACCCUUCAUCCGCCUUCUCUCUCCAACUGGUGCAAAGAGUCUAUGACCUCCUACAUACUCGGUGCGGCGAUCGACGUUUCUUACUUCGAAAUAGUUUGGAGGCGAGAAACUUCUACUCGCGAUAUCUCUUGACGAAGCUACUACAUGGAGGUGGGCGAGUUCAUGAUUUGAGAGACCUUUACCGUCACCAUCGACAGAUAUUCCACGCCGAUCAGGGCGUAUACAAGGUCCUCCUUCAUCGAUUAAAGGGUGUGAUAGCGAGAUGGGAGGAGACUUUUGAAGAUUUGAAAAAAGGGGCUGCAGAAAGAAAUGGAAUUGAUAAAGAAACACUGGACACUCUUGAGUCAUCGGCCUCGCUGGCCUUUGAGGUAUUGGGCGAAAUGGUCUUUGACUUUGUAGCUAUUACCACGAAACUGCCGAGAAGGCUUCCUGUGUACAUCUCCGACACUUUGAUGCCCUUCUACUUUGUUGAUCCUUGGUGUGAAGUGCGCUCGCCCUUCUCCCACUGUCGUCAUCCGCUGCGAGCUAUUUCAGAAGCGGGCAGUCGGGCUGCCUACCGGGCAGCAGCAGCGUUUGCAGAAUUAUUAUGUUGCCAGGAUUCGCCCACUGCUAUUACCACCUCGACCGCCGCCAGUCCUCUUCUCUCCACUGCCGAGUUUACUGCUCUGGUCCGAAUGGCCCUCCAUCCUACUGCCUUCAACACCGGGGCUGACGCUCAACAAACUGUGGCAGAACGAGAGACAAAUGAACGUGCUCUUGCAUGUGCCAUCGACUUGAUAAUGGCCUCUUGUAGAUCUGUGGCCACUUAUGGAACGCCUGUCUCUGAUGUGGCUGCAGUGGAAGUACUGCGCUCAUGCUGGCAUACGAGUUCUGAAGUGAUCACGUGGGUUGUGUAUUUAACUUUACUUUUACUUAUUGUUGUAUAA
Hydatigera taeniaeformis is the source of this 1890-nucleotide messenger RNA. Lineage: Eukaryota; Metazoa; Platyhelminthes; Cestoda; Cyclophyllidea; Taeniidae. The record is from the annotation of a GenBank genome assembly.